Fraxinus pennsylvanica is the source of this 306-nucleotide messenger RNA. The record is from the annotation of a GenBank genome assembly. NCBI's taxonomy places the organism in Eukaryota, Viridiplantae, Streptophyta, Magnoliopsida, Lamiales, Oleaceae.
AUGGCCAGUCAUUUCCCAGGUGUUCUCAUUUUCAUUGCCCUUAUUUUCUCAGUAGAAGGUAGCAAUGUGUCGACCGUAACAGCAAAAGGUGCUCCUGUUAAGCAUCAGUCCCCGUGGAGGUGCUUAGCCAUCAUCGGUGUAUGCGACAACAAGACAUUGAACGACACUCGUUGUAAAGUGUUGUGCGUCGAUUACUUUACAGAUCUUAAUGAGUUCGGGUAUUGUGAGCAGAUGCCUGGUGUUUCGCAUACCUUUUGCUAUUGCGAAUAUAAUUGCUAUAAGCAUAGAAUUGCAAUGCUCAACUAG